Molecule: messenger RNA, 229 nt
Organism: Racocetra persica
Lineage: Eukaryota; Fungi; Glomeromycota; Glomeromycetes; Diversisporales; Gigasporaceae
Source: the annotation of a GenBank genome assembly
ACAAAGCCGUAAAAAGAUUCGAUUGGCGACCGAAGAUUUACGAACUCGAUUCAGAAUGGCUGUUGAAGAACAAAAACAAAACCGAAUCACUAUGGAACAUUCAUUUAAAAAAUCUGAGGACGCGGUCAAGUUCUUUGAAGAUGUCUUCAACAAAGCUGAAAAAAUGUCUGAUGUUUUAAAUUCUCUUGGAAACAAUUGGGAAGACAGCGAUGAUGAUUUAUAUAACUAG